Molecule: messenger RNA, 927 nt
Organism: Polistes dominula (European paper wasp)
Lineage: Eukaryota; Metazoa; Arthropoda; Insecta; Hymenoptera; Vespidae
Product: caspase-1
Biological process (GO): proteolysis
Molecular function (GO): cysteine-type endopeptidase activity
Source: RefSeq, a predicted model, not a curated record
AUGGACGAGACUACGACUGGUCCAUCUACAGAUAAUUGCGAUACUUCAGCCACGAAUUCUUUAAACAAUGAAAUUGAAAUAACACAAAUGUACCCAAUGAAGGGUAAAACAUAUAGCUUAGCUCUCCUAUUUAGUCACGAAACAUUUUAUAGAAAAUACGAGAACGAGCGAGUUGGAGUCGAAGCUGAUUGCAAUAAAUUAAAAUCUGUACUUCAAACGUUCAACUUUGAGGUAAAGAUUUAUGAAAAUCAAACAAAGCACAAAAUAUUAGGUAUAAUAAGUAAAGUCGCACAAACGGUUCAAUCCGAUAUAGAUUGUCUUCUAAUUGUUGUAAUGACCCAUGGUCAUUCAGGCAUACUUUGUGCAUACGACGAACCAUAUGAUAUCAUCGAUCUGUGGAGUCCAUUUUCAGAAAAUAAUUGUCCUUCUCUCAAAGGAAAACCUAAACUAUUCUUUAUACAAGCAUGCCGUGGCGAUGAUGUUGAUGCUGGUACCGAGUUACAGUAUGAGGAAAAUACGCAAUUUAAACAACAAUUAUCAUCAGAGAACAGUUUACCGGAUGUAAGUGUUUACAACUUAAGUCCAAUGGAACUUCAAAAGCUUAAUACACCGGAUGAACGAGAUUUCUUGAUCGGAUAUGCAACUUGUCUAGAUUAUAUUGCGUAUACAACUGAAAAUGGAUCAUGGUUCAUUCAAGAAAUUUGUUCGAUGUUUGAAAGAUAUGGAAAAAAUUACGAUCUUUUAACUUUACUAACUUUAGUCUCUCAACGUGUCGCACUAAAUUAUGAACUUAAAAUUUUAGAUGAAUCAAAGUUAAAUAUUAAUAAGCAAGUACCGUGUAUUAUAAGUACAUUAACUAAGCUAUUAUAUUUUUUUCCUAAACAAGCUGAAGAAGUACCAAAGAAUUUUGAAUUAGGACCAAUAUAA